CUCUCCUCUUCCUCUCGAUCCUUCCCUUCCUCCUCCUUGCCGCACGACCACCUUCCUCUUUGCACAGCCCCCUUCCUCUCCUCUUCCUCUUGAUCUUUCCCCUCCUCCUCCUCCUCGUCGCUGAUCCAUCGCGACAGUGGUGGCCCUCGCCUCAGUUUCUGCUCUCUUUGGCCGUCUCUCGCCGUCGCAGUGGUCCGUUGCGUGGCUUCGUCUUGCCAACGGGAGUUUGCUUUCUCUCUUUUCUUUCUUAGGGUUCAACUGUUAAACUCCAUCAUCCAAUGGCUUCUUCUUCAAACACCAAAACGGCUUACGACGUCUUCUUGAGCUUUAGAGGGGUAGACUUGCGUAAGAGCUUCGUCGGCCAUCUCUACCAAGCUUUAAAGCAGAAGGGAAUACACACUUUCCGAGAUAAUGAGGAGCUGGAAAAGGGAGACGAAAUAUCACCAGUGCUUAUGAAGGCCAUCGAAGAAUCAUGCAUCGCAAUCAUCGUUUUCUCUGAUGAUUACGCUUCCUCAAGGUGGUGCUUGGAAGAGCUGGCAAAGAUUAUGGAGUGUAGGGAGCAAAGAACCUUACUGUUCUCCCAGUGUUUUAUAAGGUGGACCCAAGAGAAGUGAGACAGGGAAGAAAUAGUUAUCGAAGAGCUCUAAAUAAGCAUGAAUCCAAGCUUGGGAAGAAUUCGGAGAAAGUGAUGAGAUGGAAGAAAGCUCUUUUUGCCGCUGGUAACUUGUCUGGGUGGCAUUUGAAUGAUGGGGAUGAGUCAGAGCUUAUACAAGGAAUUGUGAAGUUCAUCUCAACUCAGCUAUCCAGAACACCUCUUCAUGUUGCUGAUUAUCCGGUUGGGAUAGAUUCCCAAGUGGUUAAGCUGAGAGGAAUGUUAAACCUUGAGUCUACAGAUGAUGUUCUCAUGAUGGGAUUAUGGGGACAGGGAGGUAUAGGAAAGACAACGUUGGCUAAAGCCAUUUAUAAUGAUAUUUUCAGACUAUUUGAAGGUUCAAGUUUUCUAGCACAUGUUCGAGAAAAUUCAAAAGGUUACGAGGAUUUAGUUGCUUUGCAAGAAAUAUUACUGAACGAUAUAUUAUUACCAGAAAAACGUUUAGAAGUGUCCAAUGUCGAUGGAGGUAAAAAAUUAAUACAACAAAGACUUGGCCGCAAAAGAGUUCUUGUCGUCCUUGAUGAUGUGGAUUGCUUGCGCCAGUUAGGUGCUUUAGCAGGAAAAGACAAGUGGUUUGGUGAUGGUAGUAGGAUCAUUGUAACUACAAGAGAUAGCCAUAUGCUUACUAGUCACGAGAUAUAUCGAGAUCGUGUGUAUGAAGUUACAACAAUGAAUGACGGUGAAGCUCAUGAGCUGCUUAGUAAGCAUGCUUUUCCACCACACCAAAAAUUAAAAAUCAGGACAGAUCUAGUAAAUGGUGUUCUGAAUCAUGCUAAAGGCCUUCCUUUAGCACUUGAGGUGUUGGGUUCCUUCUUACACAAUAGAGGAGAAGCUGAAUGGGAUAGUACACUAAGAAGGCUGUCUAAGUUUCCCAAUAAAACCAUUAAUGAUGUGCUCAAAAUAAGCUAUAUUGGACUAGAGGAAGAUCAUAAAGAGAUUUUUCUCCACAUUGCCUGCUUCUUCAAGGGGUGGGAAAUUGGUCACAUUUAUAAAGUUCUCAACAGUUGUGAUUUUAAGGCAACAAUAGGAGUAAAAGUUCUCUAUGAGAGGUCUUUGAUAAAAAUUGAGUCUAGAACCCUACAAAUGCAUGACUUGAUUCAGUCAAUGGGCAUGGAUAUUGCGAAGCAAAAAUGUGAUGAUCUCAGGAGACAAAGUAGACUAUGGUUAUAUGAGGAUGUUGUUGAUAUUCUAUCAAGCAACAUGGGAGAUUGUGAUGUUAAAGCCAUAGUGUUGAACCCACCUGAGCCGGUAAAGAUAAGUGUCAAUGGUGAUGCUUUUACAAAACUGAGAAGGUUGACAUUGCUCAUUCUACGCAAUGUUUCUUUCCAAGGCCCUAUAUGUCUACCCAACGAGAUAAGAUGGUUGGAAUGGCCCGAUGCUCCUCAGUUUCCAGAAUUUGCCUCUGGUCCCAAGAAAUUAGUGAGCCUUGAUUUGAGGAAUGGCACGGUGACAAUUGUGCCAAAAUCAUUGGAUGUGAGCAUUUAUGUACAUAGACCUUUCUAUUAUCCACUUCAUUUGCAUGUAUAUGCGUAUUAUGUGUAUUCUUACACAGAAGGAGUGGUGUUCCUAUGUUUUAGAAAACCACUUCUCUGUUUUCUUUCAUAUUGACCCUGACUACUCAAAGAAAUAUUUUAUGUGCAGCAAAGUUAGCAUUUGAAAAAUGAAGCAUAAACAACUUUAUUAGAAAUAAAUACACAACACAAAGAACUCUUAUAAAUAUAUGUAGAAGAGAAAGACAUUUCAAGAUUUGGAAAUUAAUCAUGAAGGUCAUUGCAUCGAAAGAUAAUCCAAAUUAUGAUAUUGAAAUAUGUGAGAUAAAAUAGAAUGACCUAUUCAAUGUAUCUAUCCAUAGGGAUAGUGCUUGUAAAAUAUGUAAUUGAGUACAAUUGAUAGAAGGAAGAUUCAAAUUCCUUAAGUAGGAUGUCUUUCUUACUAUUUAUUGUAAUAUAGAUAGAAUUCGCAUGUCUAAAUGUAAGCUGUGUAACUUCACUCUGACUUUGUCGGUUGUUUACAUAUAAGUUUUUUUUUUUUUUUUUUUUGAAGAAAAAACUGUAUAAUGAUGACGUAUAAAGAAAACAAAAAAUAUGACAAGCGAACCCAUUGAUACUGUAUAUAAAAGUAAAACCACCAAAGGAGCCUGGCUGAAUGGUCAAGCGUUUCAUUUAAAUGUGGCGAAUCAAAUAUCCUGAUCAUAGCAUCUUCUACUCAAAUUAACCUUAGAGGCAAAGCAGUCAUUAAGUGAUGGAGCCUUACCUUGCCCAAUGCACAUAGCUAAACGGCCGGACUUGUCCUGCAUCAAUUGUAUUAGCUAAGUGGAAAGUUUUAAUGCACCGCGCUGCAAAACAAGACAUUGUUAGUAGCUUAAAUCAGUUCUUAAGAAGCAGAAUUUCUAAGUAGAUGUAAUAAAAUAUAUAUUAGAAACUAACCGAUAUAAGGGAUUCAGUAGUUACCACCAGUUGUUAAUCUAAAAGGAGAGCAAGAUUUUGAAUUGAGUGUUAAUUGUUUUUCAUCAUGAUGUAUUUCAAAGUUGGUUUCAUUGUCUUUGGAUGACUUAAAAAAAACAAAAAACUGAAAGUUUCUUAAGUUUUGGGAAAGUUCAUGGCGAUAGAAUAUAUAAUAUUAACAUCAACUGAUUAUAUAUAAAAAAAUUCACUUUGAUGCUUGC
This is a messenger RNA of Eucalyptus grandis, 3317 nucleotides long. Its product is annotated as disease resistance protein RUN1-like. Gene Ontology annotation, molecular function: ADP binding. Bases 689 to 2260 code for a protein of 523 amino acids. Lineage: Eukaryota; Viridiplantae; Streptophyta; Magnoliopsida; Myrtales; Myrtaceae. Gene Ontology annotation, biological process: defense response. The transcript is spliced from 3 exons. The record is from RefSeq and is a predicted model, not a curated record.